This is a messenger RNA of Nicrophorus vespilloides, 641 nucleotides long. RefSeq names its product MORN repeat-containing protein 5. Lineage: Eukaryota; Metazoa; Arthropoda; Insecta; Coleoptera; Silphidae. Bases 88 to 582 code for a protein of 164 amino acids. The transcript is spliced from 5 exons. The record is from RefSeq and is a predicted model, not a curated record.
CGUGCAAAGAAGUGCACAACAUAGGUGCAGUACAACGGUACUUUCAAGGAUGGUGAAUUCCAUGGGACAGGGGUGCUGAGUUACCCUAUGGGUCAGCAGAUCAUUGGUGAAUGGCUCGAAGGAAAGUUGCUCUCCUGGAAGUACAAGUUCCGAGAUGGGCUGGAGUUCGAGCAGCCGUGGAAGUACUGCAAAUACCCGGACCGAAGAUUCUAUACGACUCUUCUGGAAGGUCUGCGACCCGCAGGUCGCGAACUCAUCACCAACGACGUCGUGCCCAGACCGAUCCCGAAGGGUUGCUACGAUGUCGGAGAAGGUUUCUACAGUCCUCAGCACAAGUGCAUCAUCAGCGCAUACGACGAGAACAAAAUAAUUCGAAUACCAAAUGAGGAGGAGGAAAAUUGGAUCAUAAAGAAUUGCAGGAAGGCCUGGGACGAGCCAACUGGAUUCCGGCCAGAUUUAUACAAUCAUUGGACAACAGGAAGGAAAGCGAGCGUCGAGUCGAUCCUGGCGAAGGAUGAGAGCCGUCGCAAACGCAGCACCACGGCAAGUAACUACAGCAGAAUGUCCGAAGUCGGCGAGUAAAACUUUACUUUUUCAAUCUACAUUUUUUACUUUUAGUUAUACUAAUUUACAUACAGAGU